Eufriesea mexicana is the source of this 6649-nucleotide messenger RNA. RefSeq names its product DAB adaptor protein (gene Dab). The transcript is spliced from 7 exons. The record is from RefSeq and is a predicted model, not a curated record. Gene Ontology annotation, cellular component: cytoplasm. NCBI's taxonomy places the organism in Eukaryota, Metazoa, Arthropoda, Insecta, Hymenoptera, Apidae. The coding region runs from base 136 to 5223 and encodes 1695 amino acids.
CGUGUGAGCGACAUGUGUCUGUGUUGAGAAUUCUAUCCACGAUAGUACGGCGGCCGAGGGUGCGCCGAGAGAGAAGAUCGGUAGCAUUCUCCUCUCCUAUAUCCGAUACUUUCCGUCGCCUAUACGGGACUAUCGAUGCAGACCUUACGGAAGAAAAACAGUCCGUGCAAGUUCAAGAACGAACCAACCCGAUUUCUUGGGGAGGGUGUGUCGUUCAAGGCGAAGCUGAUUGGGAUAUUGGAAGUAUCGGAAGCACGCGGGGACCGGAUGUGCCAGGCAGCUUUGGCGGAUCUGAAGAUGGCGAUUCGAGCUGCCGGUGAACACAAACAACGAAUCGCCGUCCAGGUCAGCAUCGAUGGAUUACGCUUGCGGGACGAAAAGUCUGGGGAUUGUCUGUAUCACCAUCCUGUACAUAAAAUAUCGUUCAUUGCACAGGAUAUGAGCGAUUCGAGAGCUUUUGGAUACAUUUUUGGGUCACCAGAUACUGGUCAUCGUUUCUUUGGCAUCAAGACAGAUAAAGCAGCUAGCCAAGUGGUAAUCGCGAUGCGAGAUUUAUUUCAAGUGGUAUUCGAAUUAAAAAAGAAGGAGAUCGAGAUAACAAAGCAACACUUGGAGCAAAAUGCUAUAAACGUUAAUAAAUUUCACACUACUGGCAUCUUUGUUGAACCUACCCCCGAUACUAAAGGUGCAGCAGGAUCAGAGUCUUCUCUACAUCGGGUAAGGAAUACUAAUUCGGAGGUAGACAAAUCGGCUGACAAACGAAACGAGUCCCAAAGUGGCAUAAUAGCGGAUUUAUUAAAUUUACAAUUCGAAUUGAACUCUCUGCAGCAAGGUGUUCACCAGAUGGACAAAAUUACUCCCGAAAACCCACCACCUUCCACCGACGAUCUCUUUGAAACCGAUCCAUUUGGUGAUUCGUUCGCGAAUAUGAAGCUGGAAGAUACAGUGCGACCAAUUUUACCACCACCACCGUCAUCUUCCAAAAGAGGCCACCUAGAUCGACAGCAAACGGUUCCAGGCGCUCAGUCGUCGAUCACGUCCAGUCCAGCAACCACUUUAACUAGCAAGACCCCUCCACUUCAAAGCACCAUUCAGUGGUUCGACAAGGAAACCGAAAAUCUUUUUAGCGACAGUGAACUCACAAGCUCGACCAAAAAUACACCAGUUAAAAAGGAGGUGGAAGAGACUCAAGCUAAAAGUCCACAAGUAGAUGUCUUCACGGAAUUAGAUCCGUUAGGAACCGGCUUAGUCAAACCCUACGUGGACAAGAAGGACUUCUUCCAACACCUGAAGAAUCCUCCCAAGAAAGUUCUGAAAGAUUUAGUGUCUACAAGCUCGGCGGAUACGUUCCCAACGAACUUUAAUGUUCUCUCAGACCCGUUAGAAUCAGCAAAACCGCGAAACGACGUGAUCUCUAAAGAAAAUCAAUUCGAAGAUAGCAACUUUGCAAAUUUCGACCGAUUCGACGAGAACGAAGCGAUUCAAUCAGUUUCCAUGCGCUCUGAUUUAUCCAAGAGAACAGAUCUUACACCUAAAACGACUCACCAUCAACCCCUUUCUGUGUCUCUGCCACCCGAAGACUCUUCUACCUCGAAAGCCUCUGUAGUCCCAACUGUGCCCACUACUGUAGGUGUUUCUCUGCUUGGUAGAAUAGAUAAGGACCCAACGGAACCCACGCAGACUCUGGUAAAGCUUCCCAGUCCCAUAAAGUCUACACGCAAAAAGGAAUUUGAUAACGAUAUAGCUAGUAACAAAGGACAGUCCACGGAUAAGCCGUUCUCCGUCGAUUUCUCGGCAGUCAACGAAUCACCAGCGUCUCCAUUGAAGUCUUGUUCCUCCGAUGCCAAUUCUAGACUGUCCAGUUCGUCUGCAGAGCUGGAACUCGUACCUGAACCUCCUCCGCGAGGAAUUGCCAACAUUUUGAUCAACCCUCCGCCUUUGCCCCCUAAGAAGCAAGCAGUUAGGGGUGUCGUGAAGCCACCUCCAAGGCCACCGCAUACGGACACUUACUUCCAUUACGACUUCCCUGAAAGAGAACCUGUGGCGACUAAGGAUAGGGACAAGAGCCCGACGAAAGAAGCGAUUAGUCAGUCUGAUGACAAUUUCAGUCCACCACUUCAAUUAUUUGGUAAAUCGGAUUUGAUAAGCGCCAUGACCACGUCUGCGUUCGAAGAUUCCUUUAGCUCUAUGGUGCCCACCACGAAUUUGCCUACAUUUUUUACUACCACCACCACCACCACGUCUACUGGACCCAAGAAGACCAAACCUUCGUUGGAUAUCACACUGAGCCAAUUAACGUCAGCCAAUUUGGAUGAGUUGGCUAGUAGUUUAGGAAUGACUGUCCAAGAAUUAACUAGUCUCACACUUCAGCAGCUGACUGAAUGUUUGGCUACUCUUUCAUCCAAGGAAGGUGCAUCUAGUGAUACCGAAGAACCAGUUUCUGUGAAACAAGAACAAGUCAGUGCUGUGCAAGCACAACCUGUGUCUAAUGUGGUGCAACCGAAGCCGUUCAACGAACCACAGCCUUUUACUAUGAACUUUGACCAGGAAACUAAACAGGACGCUACUUACGAUAAGUACGCUGUUUUUAGGGAACUAUUAGAGCUGGAGCAGUUGGAGAAAAGUGAAGAAAGUGCAACGAAGGAGUCUACCGAAGAAGAGACAUCUUCAGUGACCAAGGAAGAGCUCGAAAUUGCUAGUCAGCAACAGGAAGCUAGUGACGACAGUAGGUCAGAAACUUUGGCUACUUUGGUAAAUCUGACAGUGAAACUUCCACCUAGUAACGAGGAUCUUAGUAAGGAAGAGUCGACUGAGGCAAAGUCCAAAGACACAAGGGAAUCUUCUCCAAAUUUGACGUUUGAAAAUAUUCAAGCACUUGAAGCAGAGACUAAAGUUGAACCUGUAACAGAGUCUGAAGCAUCUACAGAUCUGCUGGCAAAACAGGUGGAAGAAGAAGAAUCUGAUAGGACGAAACCUAUAGUGGACAUCGAGGAGAACACAGAAGAAACCGAAUCUACUGAAAAACCUAGCGAUUCCAACGAGGAUUCUGAUAAACCAACUACUGAAACAAUUACAGAAGAGAGGAGUAGCCCCUUAGUAGUAGAGAAAGUCGAAGUAAAGUCUUCGAUAUCGACAUCUAGCGAUAAAUAUGCUGCUCUGCGUGAGAUUAUAGGCGAGCCAGAACCUCCGGCUAAACAAUCUGAAGAAGAUACGCCGAAUUCCAACAGGAUGUCUCCUGUUAUUCAAUUACCAACUCAAUCAAAGACUUCAGCCGAAGUGGAGCUACUAAAUCUGUUUUCUGAAAUUCCUCCUCCUCCUAGUCCCCAGAAACAGCCCAAUAAGGAAGAAGCGCAAUAUAAUAGCGCAAUGGGGCUGGACAUUUUCGAGGAGAUCAAGAUAUUGAGUACCAAGGGACACGCUGCAAGGAUAAGACCUCUAAUCCCUGAAAGCAUCUUCUGUCCAUUUACAGAGUUGAAACCAGAAAGGGAUGAAAGCAAAGAUGACGGCAAUUGGACCAAGUUCGACUCUAGUCUUUUCGUUUCAGACAGACCACCUUCUGAACAUCCUCCUUCGAUUAGCGGCACUUCCCCAUGGUCUCCCGAUGGCAAAGAGUUUCACAGAGAGGCUUCUUUCAAAGGUAGCGUGUAUCAACAAUCAGGUGACAGCGACAACGAAUGGAAAGACGAAGAAGAGAGCGAGGAGAGCAAUGCAUGGAGAGCAAUGAGGAGAGCAAUGAAUAAAAGAGACAGGGGCUUCCGGGAUAGAAUGAUGGAGAAGUCCCGUGACGCGGCGUGGGCCAAAAAUUCCGGUCACAGACCUCGUGACUCCUCCCUCUGGUACGAUGAGAGUCAAUGGGAGAAAGAAUCCAAGCACUACCCCCAUAGAAAGAUGCAAUAUAAGGACGACGAGGACCAUUACGAGGCUCACUGGAAGUGCAGAUCCAUGCCUCAACGUUGGAACUGGCCACACGAGCACGGACCUUUCUACGACGACGACAGGAAAAGGAAAAUGAUGCUAUGGAAGGAAGACAGAUUCGGUAGUCAAGAAAGCAUGGGGUACGACGACGAAGACAGGCGGUCUAGGAGGAAGUACGAGAGAAGAAGGUGGGAAGAGGAUGCUAGAUUUUGGAAUAGAAGAGCAGCAGGUCCACCAGACUCUGACUAUCCUAGCAGAGAAAGCUACUAUUACUACAGAGAAGGUAGAGAACGACCACACGAGUACCCGUCAGCCUGGAACGAAGACUAUGGCUCUGAUAGGCCAGGAGACGAUUCUCCAAGAUACAACCAGUCUGGUAGAAAGAGACAUUGGCCCAAGAGGCCCAACAGUGCGAACGAGGGACGCAAUGUGGACAUGGUAUACCCCGAAUCCCGUGGCAAAUUCAGUACUUCUAGGUCUGAGUGCAACGACAACGACUCUGAUCCUUAUCUACGACCAUCGCAGCGUUCUAGGAGUCGCCAGAGCUACUGGGGCAGCGACCAGGGGUACGACAGUUGGGUAGAGAGACCCUAUUGGUCGGAGGAACCCGACACCAAGAGCGAAAGUCUACACCGGAAGAGAAUACCCAGGCACAAACCUCGCCAGCCUUACGCGAUGACCCAGAGCCCAUUCGAAGAUGAUUUCGCUCAAAGCGUAGAGCACGUGGAUCCCUCGACUUCGGAAUCUCUGGCCACGGUGGAACCGCGAGUCCGUUCCGACGGAAGCGACCAGAAACCAUCACCGCAGAGUCGUUCUUUCCCAUCGAGGUACCCAAAGCCACUCAGGAGGGUAAUGCCCAUGGAGGAGGUCGAGAGAUUUAGUUACUUCGAAGACGAUCUGUCGUUUACGGCUGCCGGGAUGAGCGAAACGCCUGAUCGGCAGAGGCUGCCUUCCGAGCCAAAGGCAACUCCAGAGGAGCUUCCCAGUGAGGCCAAGGAUGCUCACAAGCCGUCUGACGACUUUGUGUCUGGCGAUAACGGCCAUGACUCUUUCUUCAAUGGACAUCUGAGAUACGACGACGACGACGCGUUCGCUUUUAAGGCAGAAAUGGAGGACAACGUGUCGGAUCAUCGAGCCACCACCUUACCUCUCAAGAACCAUGCUCGACAAGGGAAGUAUUCCGCUGGGAGUAACAAUAAUAAUAACAAUAAUAAACCCAGGAACGACCAGCAUAUAAGGAAGUCCGAGUCAGUGAACAUAUUCGUCAGGGAGAACGAUCCUUUCGGUGAUGACGAUUUCUUCGAUUGAUGUAACGUCCAGGUGGUGUUAACCGUAACAGGCACGGUGCUGGACAUGUUCAAGAUAUAACACGCGUCAGUUCUGGCUUUUUCGAGCUGGCGUUGGUGCCGGGCUGAUUCGACGGAGUGCGUUUCCUUUCUCUGUUCAAGAACGUACCGGGUCUUGAGCUCACAUUGCUCCAUUUCAGCGUAGUCCUCGAGCUAGAGAUGGACAAUUGUCGCGUACCACCUACGUUUUCCUCGAUUGGCUUCAGAUUAUAGCUGAGGCAAUAAGUAUCUGCUCUUCGAGAUCACCGAGCGAUGAAUUUUAACAUAGCGUUUACUAUCUACAGUAUGAUGCAUUUUGCGAAAGCUCGUAUUUGCUAGUUGUAAUAACAUGCGUUGAUCUUGCUUUAUUAUUUUUAUUAUUUAUUAUUCCAAUUGCUUUAACUUCUCAAGUACUCUUCGGCAUUUAUACUCUUUCGUUCGAAUUGCAACUUUCUGUAUCAGAGAGGAAUAUGAAAAGCGAAUUACAGUAGGGACCACCAUAUUGUAUUCAUCAGUGGCUUUAACAGUGUCUUUAAUUCAAGGCUAGUUUCAGAAAGUAAGAGUAUUGUCAAAAGAAAGAAAUCGUUUCACAGCGAUUUUUCUAUUCUUCCAGUAUACAAUUGGAAUGACCAGACUUAGAAAUGUAUACUCUGUUAUAUUUUAUAGAACACAGAAAUUUCGAACGUUAAUUCAUAAAUGGCGUUUGGAGUCUGAAGCUUAAAAUGCGUCUGAUUUGUGCAGAAUUUUGCGUUUCGCUAUAUGGUUACACCAUAUAGAUCCCAUCAACUGUACAUAAUCGUAACUUAUGUAUUUCGAAUGGCGAAUUUUCGAUGUAUCGAGUACACGUGUAUCAGAAUCUCCAAAUUCGUUUAACAGAGACAGAAAUGGUGUCUCUGAACGAGUAAUGCUCAUUGCCUCUACUAUAGCUAAGUUGUUUAGUUGAGACUAUCGUUAUAUCGCGCGAACGUGAACUAGAAACGAUUUCAUGGAGCGCAAAUGCGUCCAUGGUCACCCAUGAUGAUGUCCAUCGGUGAAGAUGAUUCGUCUCGACGUAUCGAUGGGGUACGAGCGACGUACCGACUGCUAGUCAUUGUUUUAAUAAAUUUGUACAUAAUGUUAUAUCGGCGUUAGCGUGAAAUUGAUUCGCCGACCGGGAUCUGUAUAUGUGCGUGCAGUUUCUAUGGCCGAUUGUUUACCGCGAUCCCGGCGCGUACUUUCAAUUACCGAUCACCGUUCCAUCGAGCGUAAUUAUGCUUAGGUUCGAGAAAAGUGGAGUGCUCGGUGAAACUCGCGGGAAAUUCGAAUUUAUCGAACUCCGACUUGGACUCGCUUUUGGGCAUAUUCCAGGAUUACACGGUGAUGAUUCCUUGUUAAUCAUUAAUUAAUGUUGAUAAGUGAUAUUUAUAACA